GAGCUAAAUCGAGUGCGCAUUCACGGGCACUGAUCAAAAUGACGAUAGCACAGACAGAAUACUGCGUUCAUUGACUGGAAAUCUUCAUUUUAUUUUCUUAAUUUCGUAACCAAAAAUUAUAUUAACCAUAUUAUAACAUUGUGAUAUGCUCGACUGAUAAUAACUGUAUAUCUGUUAUUGCAGACCCUGUAAUAAACGGUCCGGUUUUCUGUCUAUGAUCUCAUCCCUGCCUGGAUGCUAGGAGGAGAGAGAGGAGCGACAGCAACACAUUAGACAGAGCACUCUUCAGUAAAUCUACGGUUCUCUUGUUGCUGUCUUCGCGAGUGAUCAUCUGAAAUGGCGACCAGUGUAAAGAGGCCGUCCCUGGGUCCGGUCCCUCCCCCCAGGAAGAAGUCCAGCCCCAAGCCGGAGCUCACUGAGGAGCUGAAGCAGGAGAUCAGAGAGGCCUUCGAACUGUUCGACACCGACGCCUCCGGACACAUCGACGUCAAGGAGUUAAAGGUUGCUAUGAGGGCGCUGGGGUUUGAGCCAAAGAAAGAGGAGAUUAAGAGGAUGAUAAUGGAGGUGGAUAAGGACGGAACAGGAAAGAUCUCCUUCUCUGAUUUCUUCACCGUCAUGACUCAGAAGAUGGCUGAGAAGGAUUCUAAGGAGGAGAUCCUGAAAGCAUUCCGUCUGUUUGAUGAUGAUGAGACGGGGAAGAUCUCCUUCAGGAACCUGAAGAGGGUCGCUAAAGAACUAGGAGAGAACCUGACUGACGAGGAACUGCAGGAAAUGAUCGAGGAGGCAGACAGGGAUGGAGACGGAGAGGUGAACCAGGGAGAGUUCCUCCGCAUCAUGAAGAAGACCAGCCUGUACUGAGACUGAACCAGGGUGUUGUGGGGUAGAGGGUGGUGUUGGGGACAUACAGGGGCAGAGGAGACUGUGGGUUGGUUUUACAUGUUAUGUACUAGUCAAGUCAUUACUCAGUUAUCCUGUCCUAGUUUAAUUAGACAACUUCCUUUCCUCGUCUCCUUCCUUACUGUCAUGACCACUCAUCAGUUAGUCUUUAUAGCGCUCUGUCUGUCUCUUAGUUAGAAUGCUGGUAGAGUCCCAAAACAGUGCUUUCAUCUAUCAAUACCCUGUUUCACCUUUCAUAUCUGUUAUCGUGAAGGUAAAUGGGACAAGGACAGGAAGCUGUUUAAGAAGACUAGGAUCAGAUACUGCACACAGAAAGAUGCCAAACAAUCAUUUCCAUUCCAGAACCUCUACUCUUCUCUCCUUCAUGUAGAUAGAUUUAUGUGACGUCAAGGAUUUGCCUAAAAGAAUCGCCUUGCUCAAACUGAUCCCCUUAAACACGUUGCUUGUCUUCGUGCCUGAGUCUCUACCAGAGGGUAUGAAUCAUCAGUUUCAGGGAAGACCCCACCUCCUCUACCCCUAGUCAGCCCCUCCCCUCCAACACCCACCUUAAAUCUAUUUGAACUCUAAUCUAAAGUUGUGAAAGUUGACUGUAUUUUUCUUAUUCGUAUUGUUGUAUUUUUGUCUCUUUGAAUUAUCUACAGUAUGAUCUCCUGUAUUCUGUGUUUUGUACGUAUAAACUGUAUGUGCAGAUAUAUUGAUAUUUAAGAUAUGAAUUCAUUAAAUACCUUU
Molecule: messenger RNA, 1626 nt
Organism: Coregonus clupeaformis (lake whitefish)
Lineage: Eukaryota; Metazoa; Chordata; Actinopteri; Salmoniformes; Salmonidae
Product: caltractin-like
Exons: 5
Coding region: 337-858 (173 amino acids)
Biological process (GO): mitotic cell cycle; centriole replication; nucleotide-excision repair
Cellular component (GO): centrosome; centriole
Molecular function (GO): calcium ion binding
Source: RefSeq, a predicted model, not a curated record